ACGGAGAAGGAAGACCUGUCCUGCCCCUCCAGCUUUCAAGCUUGUGCUUUUUAGCUGCAACUCCACCCUGCACUGGUGGAGAAGGGAUCAGUUCCCACUGAUCGCAGGAAAGGGAGGUCACGGGGUUUGCUUGAUUAAAUCACCACAAGCCAAAAGGUUCUUUCUCUCACUCACUGAGAAUUGCUUGCAGGCUGUUUAAUUUGUUCCUAAAGAAAAGCAAAACAAAAAAAAGCAAACCCCAAGCCCAAGAAGAAACAGCACACAGGGAAAAGCAGGUGUGUCUCAAGAUCUGGGAAAACAGGGAAAACAAAGGGCAGAACUGAGACAGGAGGUGACACUUGGACGGGAAGUUUCCAUCCCAGCACAAGAGGACAAGUUUGGAAGAGAGUCGGACAGGACCAGCACUUUUUGCCCUACAGGUCAGUAUCCAGGUGAAGUCUCACUCCAGAUGGAUCUCUUUAAGAAGCACAUUUGGUGAGAAAAGUCACAGACCUCUGCUGAGCACCCACCUUGGUGACAUCAGGUACAUGCUUGACUAUAAACUCCUUCCAAUUCAUGAGGCUGCACAGCAAAGUCACCAGGCAAAAUGCCAUCCCCAAGCACUACAGGUCUCCACUGCCUCUUCCUGAUGGUCUUAGCCUGCUGCCAGACAUCACACGGCUCAAACUUCUAUCCACUCUCCUAUGUAAUUGACAGCACACUAGGACAUGAAAGCUUCUACCCAGAGAUGCAAAGGCAGAAGCGAAACAUGCUUAUUCUUGACCUCCCCCUUCCGGAGUACACUGUGGACAUUGAAAUAAGCCUGCAGGAUUCAUCUUAUCUGGAGCAAAUUAAAGACUAUUUCAGAAACAGUCUUCCAAUUAAUAUUUCAAAUGUACAAACAACAGUUUCAAACAUCAGCAUUACAACAGUCUGCCAGCCCAGUGGUGAGAAUAGCAGCUGCUGUUUCUGUGAAAAUGGAUAUGCCUGGCCAAGCACGGUGUGCAGUGAUGUGAUGCCCUGCCCUUCUCUGAGCCUGGAACCAGCCCUGCCCUGUGGCUACAUGCAGGAAAUGCCUUUCUAUGGACCCUACUGUGAGCCCCAGACUGAAGAGUCAUGUGGUAUGGGAGAGCCCAUUGUAAUGAAUAUGUCAGUCAGACUUGACUCAGACUUCCAGGAUGAUCUCAAGAAUUCUUCCUCUGUGUUAUACCAAAAAUACAAAGCGGACCUUGAAAAAGCGUUUUAUGACAGCUACAGAUGUUUACCCGGCUUUGUAUCAGCAACAGUAAAAAGUUUCAGCCCUGGAAGUGUUUUUGUGAACUAUGAAGUAAGAACAGGAGCAGCAAGCUUCACUCAGCUUGGAGAUUCCAACAGAGCUGUACAGCAUUUUCUGGAUUCAUUGUACCAGCUAAACCCAUUUACCUUCACAAGAGUAAUCACUAAUGAGACAAACUUCACCGUGAAACCCUGGAGCAUUUUUGAAGGGGACACAGUAAGACUGACCUGUGAGAUAAAUUCAACAUUCACCAAUGUGACCUGGUAUCACUUUGACCAGACCAUCUCAAACAGCUCCCGAUAUUCAAUAGAAACAGUUUUAGCAGCCAGAAGGUCAAUUCUUAAAAUUUCCGACGUCACAAUGAAGGAUUCUGGUUCCUAUAGUUGUGUGUUCAUAAUGAGCAGUCCAUAUCACACAGAGAUACACAACGCCACAGAAACAAUAUCUAUCUUUCCGCUACAAGUCACUCCAAACUUCGAGGACAUCGAUGUCACAUGUAACAGUCCUGAAGUGCAAGCAAAGGGUCCUCUGUUGUCCUGUUGCAUUGACAGACACUUGACAUCGCUUAAGGUUUCCUGGAAAGUCAAUGGAACAAUCAACAUUACAGGAGUAUCCAUAUUGAAUGGAAACUGCACUGAAUACCAGCUCAGCAUCAACGAGUCCCUGUGCCCAGCUGAGAUGUCAGGUGCAGUGACCACAUACACGUGUGAGCUGGAGACUGGACACGGAGCCAGGCGCGCUCGGAGCAUCAGAGUCACGUACCUGCGGAAAGCCCACGUAACAAUAUCUUCAACAAGCACAAGAGUUUCUGAGGGAUACGAGUUCAAUGUAACAUGUGAAAGUGAUGUGAGCAAUUAUGACAGCAUCAGUUGGAAAAUCCAGUCUGGAAGUUACACAAAAACAGUAGACUGUGUUAUGUGCAUCAAAAAUUACAUUUUCCCAGCCACAUCUGUGCUCACAGUGAAGUCUGCCUCACAGGACUGGGGAGGCACCUACAUCUGCACAUUCUCCCAGAAAAACCUGGACAGUUCUGCCAAUGUGACCAUCGAGGUGAUUUCCUUGCCCCUGAAGCAGAACAUCCUGAUAGACCCCAUUGUAACAUCAAUACAGUGCCAAGUGCCACGUGCCCUCCAGUGCUGCAUACGUGCAGAGACCAUGAAAAACUACAGCGUUACAUUUUGGGUUCAACAAAAUGAAUUUCAAGUUGAGAAAAAGGAAAAAGACAAUUUGAUUUGCUACAUGUACAAUCACACGCAAAAAGAAUGUAACGAAGAUAAAGAGUUCAUGGCAUAUUGCAAGUUUAUCAACCACAUCGGAGCGGGCGUUGACAGUGAACGUAUAAGACUGCAGUUGAUACCUGAGAAGAAAAUUUCCUGCUCAGACAGCUUGGGCAUUGGAACAGAAGGAGCCACAUUAAUAAAGCCAUGCUCUGAUGUAAAAAAUGCAAAAGGUUUUACUCGAGGCAAUGUGACUUACAAGUGCAGCCACGGGUCAUGGAAGGUUGUAAGGAAUGACUGUCUGUCUGUGCCAGUAAAUGACCUGCUGAGUAGUGCUGAGUCCUUGGUCAACAGCCCCGAGGCAAAAGCACAACUACCCUCCUACCUUGCACACCUUAAGGAACAGACAAAAAAGGAGCUAACCACAAUAAACAAUUCCUCAGCAAACAUAGGUGCAAUUGUUACCAUCCUGGAUAUGGUCUCCUCUAUCCCAGCAGAGGCAGAGGAGCAAACUAUGCAGAAUUUCCUAUCCACAGUGGACUUAAUUGUUGAUAAUUCCACAACUAAAGUUUGGGAAGACAUGAAUAAAGAGAAGACACGACAAAGUUCUUUGUUACUGCAGUCAGUAGAAAAUUUUUCCCAGAACCUCCAACCAGUUAAUAACACCAUUCCUUCUGUCUCUGCCAACACCAUUCAGCUCCAAGGGAUAGUCGUCAAGGAAAAUAACAACACAGAUUAUAACAAGGAAUUCAGCAGUUCAGAAAACCUCACAGUCAGCGUGCUCAUUAGUGAAACUGAAAUCCAGACUCUAACCCGAAAUUCAACCAUUGUCAGUGUGAUGUACUCAAAACUUGGACAUAUUUUGCCACGGGAUACGUCUGAAUAUGUGAACGGUUUAUUGAUAACAACAACUUUGAGCAGCAGCAGAAGCCAGAAGUUUGAAGUUAAUAUGACAUUUGCAAAGAAAAACUCGUCUCUGAAGAUGCCCAGGUGUGUUUUUUGGAACUUCACACUCAACAACCAAAGGGGGAACUGGGAUAAUCAUGGCUGCACACCCACAGAGUCAGAAGAUUACGUCAUUUGCUCCUGCAAUCACUUGACAUCAUUCUCCAUCCUGAUGUCACCUGAUGGAUCCCCCUCCGAUCUAACCUUUGAAGAUUAUAUUUCCUACAUUGGCCUGGCCAUUUCAAUCGUGAGCUUGAUGGUCUGCAUCAUAAUUGAAUCCUUGGUCUGGAAGUACGUGACAAACAACACAACCUCCUACAUGCGCCACGUCUGUAUUCUCAACAUUGCUACAUCCCUGCUGAUUGCUGAUGUUUGGUUCAUUGUCACUGCCUCCAUCACUGAUCAAAAGCAGCAGAUGAGCAGAGACAUCUGUAUCAUGGCCGCUUUCUUCAUCCAUUUUUUCUACCUGUGUGUCUUGUUCUGGAUGCUGAGCCUGGGUCUCAUCCUUUUCUACAGACUGGUGUUCAUCUUGCACAACACGAGUAAGACCACUCAGAAGGCAGUGGCAUUCUGCGUGGGAUACGUGUGCCCCUUUGUCAUUGCAGUCACCACCAUCGCUGUCACCCUGCCAAAAAAAAGUUACAUCAGAAAUGAUGUCUGCUGGCUCAACUGGACGGACAGCAAAGCUCUCCUGGCUUUCAUCAUACCUGCCUUGAUCAUCGUGGCCACCAACUUGUUCAUUGCCGCAGUUGUUAUAAUAAAAAUAUUGAGGCCAACUAUUGGGGAUAGGUCAAGUGGGCAGGAGAGGAAGUAUCUGUUUCAGAUUGGCAAAAGUGUGGCCAUCCUGACACCACUGUUAGGCCUCACCUGGGGUUUCGGCCUUGCCACUGCCAUCAAAAACAGUAAUCGAGCUUUCCACAUCCUCUUUAGUGUGCUCAAUGCUUUUCAGGGAUUAUUCAUUUUGGUGUCUGGGACUCUCUGGGAUAAGAAGAUACAAGAAGCCCUGUUGAAGAGGAAUUCAUCAUCCAAAUGGAGUUCACAGCAAUCAAAGUCAUCCUCCCUGAUCCUGGUGACACCAAUGCUUGCUAUGAGCUACCCAUUUUCAAGGACCUUUAACAACUUAUGUGGGAAAACAGGCAAAUACAAAGUAUCUUCUUCAGAGCCAUCCACCUCUUCCACUGAAAAUACUUCCAAGGCAUAUUCUUUGCUUAACUGAAGCACUGCCAAUGCUAAAUCAUGUAACUCUGAAAGGACCUCUGAAAAGACACGACACAAA
Sturnus vulgaris (Common starling) is the source of this 4693-nucleotide messenger RNA. It is a transcript of the gene ADGRF5, whose product is annotated as adhesion G protein-coupled receptor F5. Gene Ontology annotation, molecular function: G protein-coupled receptor activity. Gene Ontology annotation, biological process: adenylate cyclase-activating G protein-coupled receptor signaling pathway; cell surface receptor signaling pathway. The record is from RefSeq and is a predicted model, not a curated record. NCBI's taxonomy places the organism in Eukaryota, Metazoa, Chordata, Aves, Passeriformes, Sturnidae. Gene Ontology annotation, cellular component: membrane.